Molecule: messenger RNA, 6361 nt
Organism: Danio rerio (zebrafish)
Lineage: Eukaryota; Metazoa; Chordata; Actinopteri; Cypriniformes; Danionidae
Source: RefSeq, a predicted model, not a curated record
AAUAAAACUUACUGUACCCGGGAAAGUACCCAUCUCUUAGAAUUUUGGGUGACUUUAAGUAGCAUGACGCAGCAUGACAUCACACGCGUGUGUCCAAUGAGCGCAGCCCUUAUGAUAGAGUUUCAACAGUGCGAUCCCAAAGCGACAGGUUUGAGACUCCACCGUCUGCCGAAACAUCCAACUCACUUACCGGAUAUUUCUUCACCUGUAGGACGUUUAUUAACCGGCCACCGGACGCCGCGCUACAGUUUCUGAGGACUAAAGCUGUUUACACGAUUUAAAGGGGAUUUGUUGACGCUAGAUUGUAAACCAAAUCAAGAGGAACGCGCUGAACACAGCGACUCACCUUUACAUCAAGUUUCUCUGCUCGACUACUGAAGGAAACUAAAGGAACUUCAUAACAGUAUCUCAAUCGGACUGUGUCGAUUGAUUUUUGUUUUGGCGAUUCUGUGCUGAUUGAGUUCAACAAGCGGACAACCGACAAGGUGGACUGUCCAGCCUUCCCUCCGAUGACCAUGUCAGGACUGUUAGGCGCUCUCUUUCUCCUUAUUGUUCAAGGGUCGUUGGCUCAGCACGUGAGGGUGGAGCCAGAGGUUGUGUCGUUUCCUGGACAGACAGUAACACUGCGCUGCCAGUUUCCAAACCCAGGCGAUACCCAGCUCACUCAGGUGUCAUGGAUCUUUGAACGGACUGACACAGAACGAACCAACAUUGCUGUUUUCCAUCCAAACUUUGGGGUGAAUUACCCAACCACUUCUCCUGUAUCAGGGCGUGUCACUUUUGUAUCGAACCCGCCCACUUUGGAUAACCCAUCCAUUCAGAUCAAAGAUGUGAAGAUGACAGACGAGGGCCGAUAUAUCUGUGAAUAUGCAACCUACCCCUCUGGCAAUGAACAGGGAGUUUCAUCACUAGUUAUGCUAGCUAAACCGAAGAACACGGCUACAACUGUCACAGUUUCCGCCGGCAAAACCCCGGUCAUCGUGGCGCGCUGUGAAUCAUCCAAUGGCCGUCCGGCAGCGACCAUUACUUGGUCCACGGCGCUAAAUGGCAACGUGACGACACCAAAGAAGACGGACAAUCCGGAUAAUACGGUCAGCAUCCAGAGCGUCUACAUGCUGGCUCCGCAGCCUGAGGAUAAUGGCAAGGACAUCAGCUGCAUUGUAUCGCACCGUACCAUGGCCCAGCCUGAGACCUUCCCCAUGAAGCUUGUUGUUGAAUAUCCUCCAGUGGUGCAGAUUAAGGGUUACAAUAACAACUGGUACAGGGGUCAGACGAGUGCACAUUUGACCUGCCAUGCUGAUGGAAACCCAGUCCCCACCACUGUCACCUGGAAAACUUUGUCCGGGCAUAUGCCUGAAACCGUGCAGGUGCGGGAAAACCGGCUCGCCGUGCAGCAGGUGGAUGACACCAUCAACACCACCUUCAUCUGUGAGGUCAAGAACAGUUUGGGAUACGGCAGAGAUCAGGUCACCGUCGUUGUUCGGGAGCAAGCACCUCCCAACUCGAACGCAGGUGUGAUCGUAGGCGUGAUCUUCGCGUGUCUUCUGGCCAUCUUAUUAUUAGGUGGACUCGCCUACUGCCUGGUAUCCCAUAAUCGCCGGCAGCAGCACGGUUACCGUGGCACUGGCAAACCGUCUGGCACUCCCUACGAUUCCUUUACCCGGCUCUUCGGCUCUGCUAAAUCCAGCAAAAAUGGCACCGGAAACAACGGAAACAACAACACGCCCAUUUACAGAGGAGAGGUGGUGCUUAACGAGAAAACAGCCAAUCAGGGCAUGCAUCCAGGAGGCGUGGCUCUGCUGGAGACCACACACACUCACACAGCAGAGGACAUCUUGCUUAGCCGAGAGAUGGACGAGGUGGAAAGGAAGAAAUUCGAUGAGCUCGAAGAAGAAGACGAGCGAUAUGACCAUUUCAGUGGGGGCGGACCCAUCCUUCAGCUCCGCCCACAUGACGAUGACAUAGACGAUGACAUGGAGUCACAAAGGGAUGGCUCCGUAAUCUCUCGGACUGCAGUCUACGUGUAAGAGCAAACCAGAAAGGGGUUUGAGGAGGGCGAACGAGGACCUCUUCCUGAAGGAUUACAUUUCUUCCUCUUCACGAAUAUUCAUUUUAUUGUAAAGAAAACAAAUUGCGGCCAUGAAGGAGGGAUUAAUGAAUGGAUUGAGUUAAUGAGUGGAUGAAUUAGUUCGCUGGAUAUAGCACAGAUUAAAACCUUUGAAGGAUCAGGUGAAGUUAAUAGACACUAAGUACAAACCGUCAGGCUUCCAUUCCUAAUUAUUGCUCAUGGCGACACGAGUAAUAUGAAACUGCAUAUGUUGACACUGCGUGAUAUAUCUAUUAUAUUACACACACACACACACACACAUGAAGUAUGUACAUCCACUGUGCUGUAAAUGUUUUACCUUCCUCCUUACUUUCUGUUGAUAUCAUGGGUUCACACUUAAAUUGGUUUCAAACCUGAUUUGAAUCGAGUUCGAGCACAUUCCCCAGCCCUGCAUCUCAUUUUGGCACAUGUUUUGUAUUUGUAGACAUUUAAAGAGCCAAAAUGUGCUUUUUUUAUCUGUUACAAACAUAGGCUUAAUCAAACAUAGUGUCUAAAUUUGCCAUUCGGUGGACUUCCUUUCUGUUAAUUCACUUUCACGCGCCCAUCUGUCUUGAGGUGACGUGUACAGAUCGCUCAUUAUACAGCACUCAAUUUCUCAAUCCUUUGACAUGACUCAAUGGUGAAUCAUUUGGUUUCGGGCUAAUCAAAUCAAAUCAUACGUUAAUGAAUGAUGUGUUCGUUCUCACCCACAAUUCAUUAAUUCAGGAAAAAAGGGUUCAAGGCAGCGCUUUCUACCAUUUUUCCAGCACAAUUUCCUUAUGCAUUCAGUUAUAGACCACUGUAGCAGAGUACUGUAGUGAUAAAAGAACUGAGAGUCAGAGUCAUAUCCUUAUUUACAUGAACUUUAACCCUGGUGAAAAGAAAGCAUCAGUUUAUUAUAUAAUGUUCAACUCGCAAAGUGAUGGUGUGCCACUUGUAACACAUUACAUUCGGUUCAAUUUAAUCAAAUUCUUUUUAAUUAUCAUGAAUUAACUUUUUGUAAAUUAAAUUUUAAGGUGAUUAAUCUUUGAUCAUAAUACAUUCAAUGAUGUUAAAGGGAUAGUUUGCCAAAUAUUAUGAUUAUUACUUAAUAAUUUAUUUUCCCUCAUGUGGUUUAAACCUGUAUGAGUUUCUUCUUGAACACAAGAGAAGAUAUUUACUAUGAAAAAAGAUAAAUUACUAUGGGAGUCAAUGGGUACCAGCUUUCUACAUUUUCCAAAAUAUCUUCUUGUGUGUUUAUAAACUCAAAUAAUUGAAUGCUCAUAAUACAUUCAAUGAUGUUAAAGGGAUAAUUUGCCAAAUAUUAUGAUUAUUACUUAAUAAUGUAUUCUCCCUCAUGUGGUUUAAACCUGUAUGAGUUUCUUCUUGAACACAAGAGAAGAUAUUUACUAUGAAAGAAGAUGAAUAACUAUGGGAGUCAAUGGGUACCAGCUUUCUACAUUUUCCAAAAUAUCUUCUUGUGUGUUUAAGAAACUCAAAUAGGUCAUUUGUUGAUGGCAGAAUUAACAUUUUUGUGUGAACUAUUCCUUUAAUUUAUACAUUUAAAAUGUCAGCUAUUAUUAUUUAUUUUUUUAUUGUUGUUCUUAUUGCAGACAGUUCAUGAUUCUUACAUCUUUAACUCGAAUGAAACUGUUGUAAAGUGUUACCAACAAACUUUAUUUCUAACUUUACCCCACGUCCAGGGUUACCAUGGCCACACAGCUAAAUAUACCUCUCCCUCGACACCGCAGAUAUGCAUCGCAUACUGUUAUUUCCUUGUUUGUUUUGCUUUAUCAUCCCUCUCACUUGCCGAGACACACACACUGACUUGUUUUAGGGGAAAUACAAUGAAGAAUCGCUUGAAUGGCUGAAAGGUUGUGCGUAUUUGUUUGAUGUGAGGUGAUUGUAAACUACUGUAUGUACACAUUUUAUUUUUCAUAAAAAUAGAGAGAAAAAGAAAACGUCUAUACUUCGUAAUGUUGUAAAUAAGGAGGUGAAUAUCAAGGUUGAAUGUUGUGCAUGUCAACCACUGUGCAUUGGAGAGCACAUAUCGCAUAUUUAUAUCUGUAGUCCAGUAUCAACAGUACUAGUUCGAGAUCGAACACAUUCACAUUUUGAAAAGCUUUCUAUCGGGUGUAGUUUAGAAGAAACACUCCACUUUUUUUUGGGAAAUGGGCUCAUUUUACACCUCUCCUAAGAGUUAAACAGAUGAGAUUUACCAUGUUUAAAUCCUUUCAGCUGAUCUCUGUGUUUGGCGGGAGCAUUUUUAGCUUAGCUUAGCAUAAAUGAUGGAAUCGGAUUAGACCAUUAGCAUCUAGCUUAAAAACUGACUACUUAAUUCUGAGUGGAAAUGAAAAGCUGCUAUUUUCAAGGCCGAUACCACUAGUAACUCGCUCUCAUUCUGGAGUAAUAAUCAAGAAACUUUGUUGUCGUACCAUGGCUGCGUAAAUUUCUCGAUUAUUACACUCAAAUGAGUCAUACGCUCUCAGAAAUGGAGGUACAAAAUCUGUCACUUGUGUGGUACCUUAUCAAAAGGCACAUUUUUGUUUCUAACAGGCCCUUACAGGUACAUGAUAAUACCUAAAAAGUACAAAUGUGGUCCUCGUGGUACCUUAAAGGUACAAAGGUCUACCGUAAAGCUACAAUUGUCUGCCUGUAUGGUACAAAAAAUGUAUGUUUUGAAAAGGUACCACUACAGUGACAGAAUUCACAGCAUUAGUGUGUAGUACACUGUGUAAUUACAGAAGAAUUUUUUUUUUUUUACAGUUUUUUUUUAACAUGCUAAUGGUCUAAUCCAAUUCAAUGAUUUAUGCUAAGCUAAGCUAAAAAUGCUCCUCCUAGGCCUCAAAUUGGCUGAAAGCAUUUAAAAAAUGCUGAAACUCGGCUAUUUAACUCUAGGAGACUCUUAAAAUAAGCAUAUUCCCCCCCAAAAAUGUUGGAGUGUUCCUUUAAGCUUGAGUGUGUGUAUGUUAGUAUGAGUCAGCGUGUUAAAUGGUGUCUGACUCGAGGGCAGUGAGUUAUUCCUCCGGUCUCUCAGGGUCUCAGAGUGUGAUUUAACCUGGACAUCACACACACGCACAUAUAUUUUCGUUCGUUCUCCCUCUAAAUCAUCUGUCAAGCCGACUGUCCUUGAGUCUCUGAGUGUCCCUCUCGGUUCCCCAGUAUCUGAGGGCACAGUGGGUACCUUACGUUUUGUUUCCCUCGGCUUCCGUCUUGAUUCACUGACCCUAUUAGUGCCACGUCUGGAUCAAUGGCGCUGAAAGAAGUUGUUCUCACCUCUGAAAGGGUGGUCAGUCUGUCAUGGGACGGUCUGAUGCAUCUGAUCCGUCUGGCACCGAAUAGGCAGAGGGCUUCGACGAAGUCCUAGUUUACAUCCUGAUUGAAAGGUCAGACCACAAUCAGUGAAUGUUGAGUGUAGUGGAAGCGGUUUUCGUCAACGCUUUUUAGCUCCUCAUUAGAGGGAAAACGCACUGACCUUCCAGCUUCACGUCUCCAGCAGGAAUACCGUAAUGAAGGAACGAACGCCUUGAGAAUAUUAAGUUUCCUUCUGAGAUGAGUCGAUUUUCAGAGAGGUGUGAAUAUUCGUGGUUUCGAUGUAACAGUCCUGGUAAACACACAUGUACACACACAUUUAAAAAGCCUUAAUGUCACUUGUCACAGACCCUUGCUUCGGUGUGUAUAUAGUAUAAAUACAAUAACGUGAUGAUAUACAUAAGGUGAUGUCACAUCCUUGUGUACUGUACUUCACUGCUGUGAGCAUGAAGGAUACGUGCUUUUACUUAAGUUGAGGAUACUUUAUAAUAGCGAGGUUCAAUUCUUUUGCAUUUUCAAUGCAUUUAAUAUCACAAACUAUUCAUUGUUAAGGAAUUAAUUAAUCUAGGCGACUGAUAAUACAAUAAUGUUAUUUAUAAACUGAUAAUCGUGUUAAUAUGGAUCAAUCUAGAUUAAUAAUUCUCUUAAAACGCUUACUUGAUGCUUUAAGAUAUGCUGAACAAUUGAACCGUCUUGUAAAGUGUUCUAUACUGAUGUUUUAUUUUAUUUGACAUGUUUUUUACUUCAAUGAUUUGUGCUUUUAUUGUUUUAUUCUGAGAGCUUUCUUGAUGCCUGUAACGUGUUUGUGCUGUAAAUUGUCGAGCAGCGCUCUCGAACUCUCAUGGACACAAAGGACACAUCUACUAAAUGCUUUACCGCCUUGCAUCGCUUUUAGGUUUCUUUUGGUUGUCUGAAUGUCUUUGUAAUGUUGUCUUUUUUUUUUAUUUGGUUGCUUAUUAAAGUCUUACUGAUAUUUGACAGUCA